This is a messenger RNA of Lizanozyma spartinae, 1722 nucleotides long. RefSeq names its product Hgt16p (gene HGT16). Gene Ontology annotation, cellular component: membrane. The transcript has a single exon. Bases 1 to 1722 code for a protein of 573 amino acids. The record is from RefSeq and is a predicted model, not a curated record. Lineage: Eukaryota; Fungi; Ascomycota; Pichiomycetes; Serinales; Debaryomycetaceae. Gene Ontology annotation, biological process: transmembrane transport; carbohydrate transport. Gene Ontology annotation, molecular function: carbohydrate:proton symporter activity.
AUGAAGUAUUUAGAUGAUCUAAAGGGUAAGGUAAGCCAUACCGGAGAUGAUAUAGCCAAACAGACCAUUGAUGAAUUUGAAGAUGAUGCCUUCAUCAAGACCCCAGAUGAAAUUUAUAACUGGAAACUAAUUACCGUAGCCUUAACAGCAGCAGCCGCAGCCAUUAUCAUUGGAUAUGAUGCUGGGUUUAUUGGUGGUACUGUUGCACUAGAAUCGUUCCAGCAAGAGUUUGGGUUAGAUAAAAUGACCCCCUCGGAACGUACUACAGUCAAUGCAAAUGUGGUUUCUGUAUUCCAAGCCGGUGCGUUUUGGGGGGCACUUUUCUUUUACCCCGUUGGAGAAACCUGGGGUCGUAAAAUUGGCUUGAUUCUGUCCGGGUUCCUCUUAACUUUCGGUGCUGGUAUCUCCUUGUAUCUGAAACAAUCUACCGGUUUGGGGGCCAUCUACGCCGGUAGAGUGCUUACGGGGAUAGGCAUUGGUGGGUGUUCAGGCUUAGCACCAAUUUAUAUAUCUGAAAUAUCACCUGCUCAAAUCAGAGGCAAAUUGGUCGGAUGCUGGGAAGUCAGUUGGCAAAUUGGUGGCAUUGUUGGAUAUUGGAUUAAUUAUGGAGUUUUACAAAAUAUUCCAACUUCGAGAAAGCAAUGGAUUAUUCCGUUUGCCUUACAAUUGGUACCUUCGGGUAUUUUCUGGUUGGGGACACUCAUUAUACCCGAGUCCCCUCGUUUCUUCAUUAGUAGAGGGAAACUCCAUCAAGCUAAAGCAGUUUUGAGUAACCUUCGUAUGUUACCACCAGAUGAUAAUUAUCUUGUUCAUGAAUUCCAUAAUAUGGUUAAAGAUAUUGAAGACAAACAAAGCAGAUUAAACGGUAAAACCGGGUUCUUGGCCCCUGUGAUUAAAUGUAUCACUUCCAAAACAUUAUUAUACCGACUUUUACUAUCCACUUCAUUAUUUAUUUUCCAGAAUGGGUAUGGGAUCAAUGCCAUCACUUAUUAUUCGCCUACGGUGUUCAAAUCGUUUGGGAUUAACGGUACAGAUGCCUCCUUACAGUCCACAGGUAUUUUUGGAAUCUUAAAGGGGACAGCAUCUGUAUUCUUUGUGUUUGUUGUUGUUGAACGAUUCGGUAGAAGGGCAGCCUUAAUUUGGUUUUCAUUCCCCUGUGCAAUUUGUAUGUGGUACAUUGGAGCAUAUGUCAAGUUAGCCAAUCCAGCAGCUCGUGUGGCCAGGGGUGACAUUCAUAUGGAUGCUGGAGGUAAAGCAGCUCAAGCAAUGUUAUAUAUCUGGACCUUUUUCUAUGGUGCAUCGUGGAACGGUACCCCGUGGGUUAUCAAUUCUGAAAUCUUUUCUCAAGAAGUUAGAACUUUUACUCAAGCAGUUAAUGCUGCAUCCAAUUGGUUCUGGGCUUUUGUCAUGGGCCGUUGGACUGGUGAGGCUAUUGCUACCAUUGGUUAUAAGCUUUAUUUUAUCUUUGCCACAAUGGUCACCAUUUCACCAGUGGUAGUUUAUCUCUUCUACCCAGAAACCAAAUCUGUCCCCUUGGAAGCCAUCGAUCAUUUAUUCGAAGUGUCUGCUUGGAGAGCUAGAAAGCACGCCUUGCAACAAUUCCUGGUUGAAUAUCAAGAAGGCACUUUUGGUCAUCAACUGGAAUUCCUGCAAGAUGCUAAAGUUGUGGAAAAAGCAACUGAAGAAGAGAAGAAUAGUACCAUUUCAUCUACCAAAUUGUAA